Messenger RNA from Rhododendron vialii, 2210 nucleotides. Its product is annotated as sulfite exporter TauE/SafE family protein 5-like. Gene Ontology annotation, cellular component: membrane; Cul4A-RING E3 ubiquitin ligase complex. Bases 94 to 1614 code for a protein of 506 amino acids. Gene Ontology annotation, biological process: protein ubiquitination. The record is from RefSeq and is a predicted model, not a curated record. The transcript has 4 exons. Lineage: Eukaryota; Viridiplantae; Streptophyta; Magnoliopsida; Ericales; Ericaceae.
UAGAUGCCAAAUAGAAUUUUCCUUGUCCAAUAUCCUUAAAUUAUUCCCCAUUACACCAACUGAUCAUCAACCAAAAACUCUCUCUCCUCUCAAAUGAAGAUUUACACUCCUCUCAAAUGGGUCCUUCUCUCUCUAGCCAUACUGAUCAUCUGUAGCCACUCCCAUGCAAGCCAAACACCUUUUAGAACUGAUCAUGAUUUUCACCUCCCAAACCAAACCCAUGAUCAUUUGGGGACCCAACCCACAAAAUCCAAACACACCCACGUGAAACUAACCCCUCCUGUUCUGAUUUCAGGGGUUCUCUGUUUCCUAGCUGCCGCCAUAUCUAAUGCCGGUGGGAUUGGUGGUGGCGGCCUGUUCAUAACCAUACUGACCCUAGUGGCUCGUUUGGAUCUCAAAACAGCUUCGAGUUUUUCAGCGUUUAUGGUCACAGGGGGGUCGAUUGCGAGUGUCAUGUACCACAUGAUCUCUUCCAGUCCAAAUUAUGGCACCAAGAGUUUAAUAGACCAUGAAAUAUGUUUUCUAUCAGAGCCAGUUAUGUUAUUAGGAGUAAGUAUUGGGGUGAUGUGCAAUGUUAUGUUUCCAGAAUGGCUUAUCACCGUACUGUGUUCAGCUUUUCUUGCUUGGUCUACAUUCAAGACGAUUAUGUGUGGGGUGGGGAAGUGGAAAUCGGAAACAGGGGAAAGGAAACAGAAAGGGUGGGGGGAAACGGAAAAUGGGUUGGUGGGAAUUGAUGGGAAUUGUGGUGGGAGUGGAGUGGAGAUCAACAAAGAGAGUGGUUUGAGUGGAAGCGUAGUAGGAUUGGAAAGCAGGCUGGUGGUGGGGCAGGAUGGAAAUUUUGGUGGAAAUGGAUUGGAGAUCAACAAAGAGAGUGGUUUGAGUGGAAAAUUAGUAGAAAGCUGCAAACAAGGGAUUCAAUGGAGGAAAUUGGGAGGGUUGAUGGUGAUCUGGUUCUCCUUCUUCGUUCUGCGUCUUUUGACUGGAAAUCGGUACGGACAGGGUAUAGCAUUAGUAAAGCCUUGUGAAGUGGGAUAUUGGAUUCUCUCAUCAAUGCAAAUUCCACUAGCUUUAUCCUUUACCACUUGGAUUUUGUACAAAAGAGGAAGCCUCCUACAUCAAACCUCCAACCACCAGGAAAAAGAAGACCAAACUAGAGGAGGACCAUCAAGGGAGUUCAUUUUCCCUGUAAUAGCUUUGCUAGCUGGGGUUCUUGGUGGAGUCUUUGGAAUUGGUGGUGGAAUGCUACUGAGCCCAUUUUUCCUUCAACUUGGAAUAGCACCAGAGGUGGCGGCAGCAACUUGUUCACUCCUGGUGUUGUUCUCAUCGUCCAUGUCAGCGAUUCAGUACUUCCUACUAGGCAUGGAUCAUCAGCACGUUUAUGGUGCCCUCACCUUGGCUUUCGUUUGUUUUUCGGCCUCACUAAUCGGAUUGAUGGUAGUCAAAAAGGCCAUCAAAACAUAUGGCAGGGCCUCUCUCAUUGUGUUCUCAGUUGCAAUUGUUAUAGCCCUGAGUACUGUUCUGAUUACUACCUUUGGAGCUCUGAAUGCUUGGAGAGAGUACAAAAGUGGGGGGUACAUGGGCUUCAAUCGGCCCUGUCAACAAGUGCGGAGCUAGUUGGUGGGGGCGGCAGCGUGACGCAGGUUAUGCCGAGUUGAGUUUUGUUCACCCUCAACUUAAGAGGGUGAACAUUACCCUCUUUUCUAUUGAUUGAAAUGAUGUGGACUCCACUACAAAGUGAUGUCGUGCUUACCAAAAAAAGUAUUGCAUGGUAAGCAUGACAUCAUUUUGUGGUGGAGUCCACACCAUUCAACCAACGAGAGAGAGUGUAAUGUUCACCCUCUUUUAAGGAGGGUGAACAAAAUUGCACUCGGUUUUGCCUGGUUUCCUAGUUAGCUUUAUGUUACAGUACUAAUGGAUUAGGCCUCUCUCAUUGUGUUCUCAGUUGCAAUUGUGAUAGCAACUAAUGAUAGUAGGAGGUAGCAACCAAAUGAUAGGGAUUAUAUGAAUCUGUCAUUGAUGCUCUGCUAGGUCAAGUACACUAUCCAAUCCAUCGGAAUUUUAAAGGUGCCACUUCUUAGAGGCAAUUGACUUGUGCCCAUGACUGGCAUCGGCUUUUCAACGGGGGCAAUUCACCUAUGCCCUGUCGGCAAUUAUAGGGCUGUUUUGGCUUAUAUACGGAUUAUCCAUUUAAAGAAUUCAUAUCUUCUUUU